AUGAGCUGCGCAAAAAAUUACGAGGGUCCGUCGAUCCUUUCAAAUCCAGUAGACACCAUAGCACAGGCAGGGAUUGACAUAUCACUGUACUGCAUCACACGUGGUCAACCCACACCCUCCGUGACCUGGGAGAAGGAUGAUGCUCCCUUAAAAGGCAAUCAUUUUGAUGUAUUGCAAAACGGUGGUCUUCGCCUGAAGAAAGUGGACGAAUAUCGUGAUAGUGGAAAUUACCGCUGCCGUUCGAGUAAUCCAGUUGGAGUGAUCAAAAGUCUUCCAGCCAGGCUCGACUUUCCUUUUCUAGAUAAAUUUUCCCAACCAUUUCUAAAAGUAAAGGCGAACAACGCCGAUUCUGUAAUUCUACGAUGUCAAAUUCCUAACAUGAAACCGCGGAAUUUGCGAACUGUUCGUUGGUCAAAGAAAGAUUUUCAGUAUACCGACCUACUCCUUCCUCUGGAAGAUGCACCCCACUACACUGUGGGUUACAACGGCGAUCUCUAUUUCUCUUACGUCACAACAGCCGACUCGGGAAGUUACGUGUGCGUAGUUGGGAACACAAUGCUUGGUCGCACAGAGAUAAGAACUUUAAAGCUUGCUGUUGCAGUUCCGAUAGAACAAAGAUACGAAGUAAAAGAACCAGGUAUCUUCAGUGACUUUAAAGAACCAAAAUACGCCAUUAAAGGGAAAACAUUUGUCUUGGAAUGCAUUGCACAUGGCAGACCUGUUCCUCUCGUCUCUUUGACGCGUUUGGGCCAUAAGGAAGAGCUGGGGAAAACGACGUCGAACAAGAGGCAAUAUGUCAUUUACAAUUUUGACGCAAAGAAUGCUGGGACGUAUGUUUGCAGAGCGAGAAAUAGUUACGGUGACUGGUACGAGGCAACCACUACAGUCACAAUGUUAGAGGAAACUCAAUGGAUUAAACGACUCACAGACGCUUCAGUUGACGUAAAUUCCAGCUUGACAUUGCAAUGCGAAGCUAAAGGUGUACCUCCCAUCACGUACGCAUGGUUCUACAACGGAAUAAGAAUGAUGUCAUCGGGUAACAAGAUGAAUUGCGUCAUAAAUGAGGGAUCGCUGUGGUUUCCCAGCGUGCAAGUUGGCUACAGUGGGAUGUAUCAAUGUGAGGCGUCAAACAGCGUAAAAAGGUUAAUGACGUCUAUGAGACUUUCUGUGAAAGGUAAACGUUAUGAGGGCAAAAUUUAUUUUUGGAUGAUUUCUCGUCGGCAGCAACCGAAAACAAACAUCUCCGGGAAACACAGUUUAGAACAAUAGCAAAUAAAGUUACAGCUGCUGAACGCUUUC
This is a messenger RNA of Xenia sp. Carnegie-2017, 1299 nucleotides long. RefSeq names its product contactin-5-like. NCBI's taxonomy places the organism in Eukaryota, Metazoa, Cnidaria, Anthozoa, Malacalcyonacea, Xeniidae. The record is from RefSeq and is a predicted model, not a curated record. Gene Ontology annotation, biological process: cell-cell adhesion. The transcript has 6 exons. Bases 1 to 1269 code for a protein of 422 amino acids.